Messenger RNA from Triticum turgidum subsp. durum (durum wheat), 972 nucleotides. NCBI's taxonomy places the organism in Eukaryota, Viridiplantae, Streptophyta, Magnoliopsida, Poales, Poaceae. The record is from the annotation of a GenBank genome assembly.
AUGCCCCCGAACUCGACGCCGCAGCGCCGCGCGCAGCUGCAGCAGCACCACCACCGCCCCGUCACCGCCGGCGGCAGGAGCCAGGAGGCGGCCAUGUCGGCGGUGGCGUCCGACGAGGAGGCGUUCCAGGAGGUGGACCCGACGGGGCGGUUCGGGCGGUACGCGGCCGUGCUGGGGCUCGGCUCCGUCAAGAAGGUGUACCGCGGCUUCGACCAGGAGGAGGGCAUCGAGGUGGCGUGGAACCGGGUGCGCCUGCGCGCGCUGGCGGAGCGCGACCCCUCCAUGGUCGACCGCCUCCACGCCGAGGUGCGCCUCCUCCGCUCCCUCCACCACGACCACAUCAUCGGCUUCCACAAGGUCUGGCUCGACCGCGACGCCGGCGUCCUCAACUUCAUCACCGAGGUCUGCAAUUCCGGGAGCCUCCGCGACUACCGCGACCGGCACAAGCACGUCUCCCUCAAGGCGCUCAAGAAGUGGGCGCGCCAGAUCCUCGAGGGCCUCGACCACCUCCACACCCACGACCCCUGCAUCAUCCACCGCGACCUCAACUGCAGCAACGUCUUCAUCAACGGCAACACCGGCCAGGUGAAGAUCGGCGACCUCGGGCUGGCGGCGAUCGUGGACAAGGACCACACGGCGCACACGAUCCUGGGCACGCCCGAGUUCAUGGCGCCGGAGCUCUACUCGGAGACGUACACGGAGUCGGUGGACAUCUACGCGUACGGGAUGUGCGUGCUGGAGAUGGUGACGCGGGAGAUGCCCUACGGCGAGUGCGAGAGCGUGGUGCAGAUCUACCACAGCGUCACCAACGGCGUGCCGCCCGCCGCGCUCCGGCGCCUCAGGGACCCGGAGAUGCGGGCCUUCAUCCAGCGCUGCAUCGGCAAGCCGCGGAACCGCCCCUCCGCCGCCGACCUCCUGCGGGACCCUUUCUUCCACGGUAUCGACGACGACACCACCGGCACGCUCAGCUAG